AUGAUUCAAUUCAAAGAUAUACUUCUUCAAGCAAAGAGAUUAAUCGUUACAACAAUAUCACGUGUAAAGCACAUUAUCAACGUACCAAAGGGCCACUUCGCAGUAUAUGUUGGAGAAGACGAAAAAAAGACGAAGAGAUUCGUCGUGCCAAUCUCUUACCUAAACCAUCCUUUGUUUCAAGCUCUGUUGCAUCAAGCCGAAAAUGAAUUUGGCACAGAUCAUUCGAGGAAAUGUCUGACGAUCCCUUGUGCUGAAGAUGUUUUCAUUGACGUCACGUCCCGUUUAAAUCGUUAG
Eutrema salsugineum is the source of this 294-nucleotide messenger RNA. RefSeq names its product auxin-induced protein 15A. The coding region runs from base 1 to 294 and encodes 97 amino acids. The record is from RefSeq and is a predicted model, not a curated record. Lineage: Eukaryota; Viridiplantae; Streptophyta; Magnoliopsida; Brassicales; Brassicaceae. The transcript has a single exon. Gene Ontology annotation, biological process: response to auxin.